AGGGCCAGCCAGAGAGGGGACCAUGCGGAGCCCAGAGCCAAUAGAGCACAGGGCACAGUGCGCCCAAGUCACCCUGCCCACCCACUAUUAUCACGAAGGGAAGUCGCGCUCAUGGCAGCUCUGAAGGGGCCCCGGGCUCUGCGAGGGACCAUACGCACCACCUGGCCUGGCCACGCCACCCUUCCCCUGUGGUCAACCAGUGAAGAGGCUGGUGAUGGGGGCAGCUCAGUGUCGUCUGGCUGCUUCUCGGGCUCCUCAGGGGGUCAUGUAUCACCCACGUUGCACCAUGUGCCCUGGAGGAAGCAGCCCCCACCGUCCCUGAGGCCCAAACAGCAGCCUCAGAGCCGAGACACCCAGCUAGAGCUGCUGAAGGCCAAGAUUCGAUCCCAGGCCCGGCGGCAGGCUAGCUACACAUCCCUGGGCACCUCUGCGCCCUCCAGUGCCUCUUAUCUCUACUCCUCACUGGCACCAACCCUCACCCGGGCCCCCUGUCCCACCCGGAGCCCCACUUGCACAGGGCACCUGGGAGUCUGCACCCAGCUGGGAAUUAUGGGUGACGUGCCCUGUUGCUCCCUCGUUCCCAUCUCAGUGCUCCAGAAUAAAGUCCAGAGGAUGAAGAGCAGUCCUUGCAAAAGGCAGAAGCACUCCAGGUGCCCCGGAGUUGCAGCCAGGGACAGAGGGACCAGCAAGAUGGUCAGUGCUGGCCGGAGCCGCUCUCUCCGCACCCCCGUGACCAGUUCAGCCUCUGUCAGCAACAGCCACCUGGCGUCUGCCCACCUGUCCAGCAGGACCUCCUGUGAUGCGCCCGGGACCCUCCGUACAGCGAUGUCCAUCCUCAGAGACCUCCGUCACCAGAUCCAGACCGGACUGGAGUUGGCCCGGAGCCGACCCAGAAUGGGGCUGGAGUUGGGUCCCCGGGACCUGCGGGGGAAGAAGCAGCCCUGGAAGAACCCUGAGUCCUGUGUCGGCUUCUCUAAGACCUCUCAGGCCAGAGCAGAGGGACAAGGCCUGAGGAGGGCUGAAAGCUACCCACUUGGACAGAUUCUAGACACCCAGAGACACAGAGACCCCUUAUUCCGAAGGCCCCAGAGCCCCUCUGGUGGGCUGAGCCAUGUCCUUCAGCGUCCCUGGAGUGCCUCUGCUGGGUGGGGCUCCCGGAACCCUAGGAUCUGGCCUUGGGAAGAAAGGGAGUCAACAUCCUGGGGUCUGGGGAACUCCCCAGCCCAGCGCUCUUGGAGUGCCUCAAUACCACAGCCGGGUGCUCACUUGCCUCCCCGGGGACCCAAACUUGCCUGGCAGAAGCCAACCCAAAAGGAACACCCCAAAGUGGAGAAGAAGCAGCCCCUGACCUGCCCGAAGCCGCUAGCACCCCUGGCCCCCCUCCACAGCCCUGAGUCUUUGCGGGACUUUAUGCGACAGCGGGCACAAGCUCAGCGAUGCCAGGCCCUGGAAGAGAAGGCCCUGGCUGCACGGGCACGAAAGGAGGAGUUCCGGCGACGCAGGGAGGCUGUCCUUGGCACUGUGUUGCCCGGCCCCUGCAUAGCCACCACCCCGCAGGUCUCCCAGACCAACCCCGGCAUUGUCACCUUCGUCCCCAGCUCUGCACAGUUCAGUAACCCACAGAGCUCAGAGCAUUUAAGUGGGCAGGAGUGGAGCAAGGUGACCUCUGGAACAGUGCUGGGCAACCAGGAGGCCCCAGGCAGCUUCUGUCUGUGUCUGAACAGAUCCUUGAGCCACAUGGAGCCGUUAGAGCCAGGAAGCAGGGCCGGCAUUUCCAGGCGGAUGAGGCCCAGUAUCUUUGGUGGCCGCUCGAGGUCCUGGGCCCUGGGCACCCGCUACCCAUACUCAGACGUGUGCAUCUCUCUGGGCAUGGAUGAGGCAGGGCCCCUAGGAGCACGGUCUCUCCACCACCUGGAGCACAAGCAGGCCCAGGUGCAGGCCCUGGAGGCCAUGGCCAAUGUCCUCAAGCAGCGUGUGGAUGUCCUGACUGCCAGGCUGCAGUCUCAUGAGCCACUGGCUGCACCCGGGCGCCUGGGCCCUGACACUCCACUCGAGCCCUGCAGGCUCACACCUACCAUCCCCACAGCCCAAGACGGGGGCGUAGGGGCAUGGCGGGAUUGUCUAGAUACACAGACUCCCCACUGCUCCCCGAACUGCCAGACUCUGCCACGGACAGGAGACCCUGGCGGCCAGACCCGAGCAGAUUUCAUGGAUGACGACGGAGCCUGGGCACAAGCAGAGAAGCUGGUGGGUGGUACUGCAUUGUCCGAGUCCAUCAGCAGCUGUGCAGGGAGCCUCGCUACCCCAGACCCUACCUGUGGCUCCCCGUGGCUGGACGAGAUGCCCAAGGCCCAGAAACUGGGCUCAGGCACGACCUGGACCAACCAGAGCUUCGGUAAGGACGAGCCUGUGGAGAGGCCCUGGGCUGUCUGUGGUAUUAAAGGAUUCUGUGGGCCUUGGGGCCCAGCUAUUCGCUCUUUUGCCUGCUGUGGUCAGUGUGGGGAGGCCAGCAAUCCACUGCCUGAUCUCCAGGACAAGACCACCGUUCGAGAGUCUUCCCUGUCCUCCCUGAAAGCCCUAAAGGCAGAGCUGGAGUUGUGUGAGGCACAGAAAGAUCUGGAACAGCUACUAUUCAGGCAACGGCUACAGUGCCUGACAGAGUCACACCCCAUGGAGGCUGAGCCAGACCCCUACUCCAGGCUGCGGAGGUGGACACACAGGGACUACCUGAGGAGGAACUCGAGGGCUAGAAGCAGAUCACAUGCUCUUGUGGAACUCUUGGCGGCCUCCCCUGUGGACUAUGGGUCCCGAACGGUCUGCAGAGCUCAGCCAUGGGCAUCCCUGGAUGGAAGCCCCACUGCACUCUCCUGGGCUCCCAAGGCAAGGUCCAGAAGUGGGGCCCUUGCAAAUCUCACAGAGUCAGGGUCAGGGUACCAGCGCCUCCAGGACCCAGCUGCCAAAUUCCGAGCUUGGGAAAAUCCCAUCUUGCAGGAACUGCGCGCCCAGAUCCACGAUACGUUGCUGCGCCUGCGUGAGAUGGCCUUCGAAGAGAAGGUGCGCAGUGAGCUGGCCUGGAAGUAUCAGCAGCUAGGGUAUCCGAGCAGCCUGGCUACUGUGGGGGUGCUGUCAACCCUGGGGAAGAGGCAGCAGGAAGUGCUCAGCAGGCUGGAGCAGCAGCAGAGGGAAAUGCGGGCUCUGCAUCGCCAGCAACGAUUGGAGCAUCUCGCCCGGGAGCUGCUCCUGGAUCAGCAGCAUGACCUGGCCUUGGUGCAGAGGUCCUUGACCCGGAUGCAGCAAGAGCUCUGGCUCCGCUCCAGGCUGUCCCAGGGAUCCCACAAGCAAGUUGAAGCUGCUCAGAAUGGAUGCCUUCAGACCUGUCUCCCUCUGGACCGGCCUGCCUGGGUCAUCUCAUGUCCCUCCCAGCCCCAGACAAACCCCCUGAACCCCCAAGCUGCACAGGGCCAAGCCAGCAGAUCCCUGGAGCUGUGCCUAGAGCCAGCACCUCAGGAGUGUGAGGGUGCAGCAAUUGAGGCCCCCUGGAACCGUCUGCAGAGAUCCCUGUUUCCCGGGGCACCUGCAGUGACCAGCAGUCUUCGGGAAGCUCUGCACUGCCCUGGCUCUGCCCUGGAGCUUGAUGGGGCCAUUAGCACAGGGAGCGGGGUGAAGGGCAGCGACUUUCCCCAGCCCCCCGGGGCCCUGCAGCACCCAGAGAUGACCUGGGAAGAGAACGGCCAAGCAAGGAGCGGAGGACUCAGCCCAGCAGCAUCACAGAGGGAGCAUGAAGCCCUCCUGGACCAAGGGCAGCCCAAGGCCUUGCUGUGGAUACCCCAACAGGUGAUUAGGCUGGAUGCAGGGCAGACAUGGGGUCCAGCCUCUCCUGCAGGUGAGGAAGGGGGCAGCACCUCAGCUGAAGGGCACCAGGUCCAAGAGACACAGGGAGAUGCCUCCACAAUUCCCCGGGCUCUGUUGGGGAGCCAAGAACGGAACAUGCUGAGCCCCAGCACACACACCCCAGACCAGCAGUGUCCCCUAGAAACCAGUGUGAGUCCUCAGGUCCUGCCUUUCACCUCCAGCGCAGAUAAUGGGGAGCCAAGAGAACAGAGGACACAGCCACGGCAGGUGGACCCCCAGGACCCCCGAAGACAGGAAGUGCCAAGUACCUCACCAGAACCUGUAAUUGUGGGCCAGGGGGCAUCCAGCCAGCUUCAGGCCCCUGAAGACCCAGACUCUGAGUCAACAGCGCUUCCUGGGACCCCUGUGGGGUCAGGGUCAGGGUUGGACUCUGUGCACACUCUGUCCUUGUCCUCGCUCCAGGACUUCCAAAAGGUGUCGGCCAUCCUGGUCCAGCUGUCCCCAUCCUCCACGUCCCUGUCAGAUCCCCCCAAUUCUGAGCUUUCCUUCUCAGGGGGGUCCUGGAUAGGGGUAGAGGUUGACAAGGCCCCUGUCCAAGGCAGCUCCCCUCUGGCCUCUAGAAGGUCAGGGUCUGAGCUAUCGGUAGCGUCCAGUGAGGUGUGGGGUGAGGAGACCCCACCAGAUUUGGGACCCUGCUCGGACCCAGAAGACCAUGGGGCACCCCCCUCUGAGCCUCCCACCCUGGGCCUAGAAGCUUCCGGAAGCAAUGGGUCCAAUCUGAAGAAGGGCCAAGGGGCAAGUCCUGAGACCUCCCAGCUUGGGCACCCCUCGCACCAGCUUAGCCUGGCCCAGAGCGGUUCUCUACAGGCUCCCCAAGAAGCUAUCCCAAGUCCCUCCACUCAUGGUCACCCCCAACAGGCUUCCCCUGAGCUGCUGAUCUGGGUCCACCCGCAGACUCCUUCUGGAAGUCUCACUCAGGGUGACAGUAGAAUUCCCCUUAGCCCUGAAGAAACCGCCAAAUGCACCUGCUUUAUGGCUGAGGUAUCUGACAGCAGGACCUGUGCCAACCAUCCACCCUUCAGCCCCGAGAGCAAUGCUUCCGAGGACUUCCCUCCUCCCCCUGAUGAUGCUGUCCUGUUCCCUGGUGGCUCUGAGCACCCUGCACAGGAGGCCACCCCCACUGUCCCCGAGAGGCCUUUCUUGUGGGGAGAUCUGGGAUGCAGUGAGGGGGAGGCCUGCCUAGAGGAGGAGCCUGGAGGUGAUGACAGUCCUGGGGCGAUGGGAGAACAAGGUCCCGGGCAGACCCCCUGUUGUCCAGACAUGCCCAGACUGACCCCUGAGACUGUUCAGAUGCUAUGGGGGGACACUGAGUCGAUAGGUUCCUGCAGGGGACACCUGCCAGGGGGGGCGGGGGCUGAGGCUGUGGACCGGAUGUCCACCCAGCUUACGCGCAAGAUCCUGUGGGACACACUGGCUGCUCUCUCAGAGCUGCCUGAAGAUGCAGCGAGUGCCAGCCAGGUCCCUGAAGUGCACACGGCAGCUGCUGGGCCUCAGGAGACACAGCGUUGUUAA
Messenger RNA from Suncus etruscus (white-toothed pygmy shrew), 5424 nucleotides. RefSeq names its product coiled-coil domain containing 187 (gene CCDC187). The transcript is spliced from 28 exons. Gene Ontology annotation, cellular component: centrosome. The coding region runs from base 112 to 5424 and encodes 1770 amino acids. Gene Ontology annotation, biological process: microtubule anchoring. The record is from RefSeq and is a predicted model, not a curated record. Gene Ontology annotation, molecular function: microtubule binding. NCBI's taxonomy places the organism in Eukaryota, Metazoa, Chordata, Mammalia, Eulipotyphla, Soricidae.